AUGCCGUCUUCCGACAACGAUGACGAUAUUGUCGCUAUCAAGAAGCCUCGAUUAAGCCAGGAAAUUACAAUCUCCGACGAUGAUAACUAUGUUAGCGAUGAUGGCGAAAAAGUUGAAGCGCCGCGGAUGGAAGUUCACAACGUUUCCGAUGAUGACGAUGAGAUUGCAAAAUACUCAUUAGAAAAGGAGAUUCUCACAAUUUCAGAUGACGAGCAACCAGAAUCCUCAAAUAAAUUCAAGUCCGCUGAGGAAGCCAUGAAGGAAUUCGCAGAAAUCACCGACACUGAUGAGAUUCUCGCGCAAUCUAUUCUUCAAGACGUCGAUUGGGAUCUUAAAAAGGCGCUGAACGUCUUCUACGGUUCCGAAUCCUUCAAAUCCAUUCGAUCGCAAGCCGUAGCUGGAGUUUCCGCGUCAAAAGCGGAAAGUUCAGCUCCAUUGAAUCGUGAAAGUCUAAAGGGCCUGGAGAUCAGCGUGAUGUCGUGGAAUAUCGAUGGCCUCGACGUCAGAAGCUUGACAACACGAAUGAAAGCAGUCGCGAAAAUUGUGAAGAUUGCAAAUCCUGAUUUUCUGUUCCUUCAAGAGGUCACCGAUCGCGGUUUGGAGCCCAUCGACAAGCUUCAAUCCCUUUAUCAGGUCUUUUAUUCAAAUAAAGGCUGCCAAUAUUACACCGCGAUUCUCGUGUCGAAAAAAUUCGAAGUCGGCAAACAUGACGUCAUCCACUAUCAGAAUUCGGGAAUGUACCGAACAUUGCAGAUUCUUGAAGGCUUCAUCGGCAACAUUAAAGUGUUUCUGCUCACCACUCACCUUGAAAGUAUGAAGGAGCACAGCGGGCAAAGGCGCGCUCAAUUCGCAUUCUGCAUGGACAAAAUCCGCGAGAUCAUCGCCGCCAAUCCCAAUUGUUUCCUGUUCUUCGGCGGCGAUUUGAAUCUUCGCGACGACGAGGUCUCCUCAAUUCCGGCCGGCGUUUCGGACGCGUGGAUCUCCGCCGGAAGCGACACGCGCACCAAAUUCACGUGGGACACACGCCUCAACGACAACAAGCGAGGAUUCGGCGCCCGAUUGCGCUUCGAUCGCCUCUAUUGGUACGCGCCGUUCAAAUUCCGCGUCAAGUUCAGUCUCGAGGGCCGGAAUCGCAUUCGCUCGUGCCUCUGCUUCCCAUCCGAUCAUUGGGCGAUUCAAUCCACAUUCGCCGUCUAG
This is a messenger RNA of Caenorhabditis bovis, 1197 nucleotides long. The record is from the annotation of a GenBank genome assembly. NCBI's taxonomy places the organism in Eukaryota, Metazoa, Nematoda, Chromadorea, Rhabditida, Rhabditidae.